AGAAUUCUUUGUUCAGCCUGGAAGUUCAGUGACGUCGUCGGGAUGAGCCUCGGUCUGGGUGUGCCUCCCUGUGACAUGGUCCUGCCACACGAACUCAACAAAAAUCCAGUGGAAGGCUUUUCAGCAGGUUUAAUAGAUGACAAUGACCUUUACCGAUGGGAAGUCCUUAUCAUUGGUCCCCCUGACACACUUUAUGAAGGUGGUGUUUUUAAGGCUCAUCUCACUUUCCCAAAAGAUUACCCCCUCCGGCCUCCUAAAAUGAAAUUCAUUACAGAAAUCUGGCACCCAAAUGUUGAUAAAAAUGGUGAUGUAUGCAUCUCCAUUCUUCAUGAGCCCGGCGAGGACAAAUACGGGUACGAAAAGCCAGAGGAACGCUGGCUCCCUAUUCACACUGUGGAAACCAUCAUGAUUAGUGUCAUUUCCAUGCUGGCAGACCCGAACGGAGACUCCCCUGCUAACGUGGAUGCUGCGAAAGAAUGGAGGGAAGACAGAAAUGGAGAAUUCAAAAGGAAAGUUGCCCGCUGUGUGAGAAAAAGCCAAGAGACUGCUUUUGAGUGACAUUUAUUCAACAGCUGUGACUUCACUUACUUCAGGGGUCUCCAACUGAGAAACACGGCACUGUUUCCCUGCACUCUACCCACCUAUCGCUGGACUUCUGUCGUAACAAGUUGGCAGACACUGGCUGGAAGUGGGCUGCGAUAGAACAUGCCAGUAUCAGUGCUGACACAAGAGCCUAACAAGUGCCAACUUACAGAUGAUUACGCAUUUUGAAUUCUAAUGAACUGUUUUAACCUUCAGGAAGAAUUGUAAAGACCUGUACAUAGCACAACAUGAUCCGGAUAAUAUAUAUACUAUUCAUGUACAUCCACAGAUACACCUUGUACCAAAUAAUGCUUUCUUGUAGUAGAAUAAGAAUCGUGUAAAUUCUAAAAGAUUUUAGCAGGUUUUCUUUCCCUAUUCAUUGUUUCUUAUCAGUUUUAAAAGACUCCUUAAAGCAUGUCAGAUGAAAAACAAUUAGGAUUACAAGUUUCCAUUUAAUUUCCUUUAAACCAUUGAGGCUUCAUUAAACUCUUUUCACUUACUAAACUUUUGUAUCUUCUUUGUUUUGACACACUCCCCUUUGCUUUUAUCUCUUCUAUCUGCCAGAAAGUUUUCAAAUCAUUUAGUUCCAAUACUGAAAUACUUAAUAAGCAACUACUUGAUUUUUAAUGAUGACUUCAGAGGAGUGGUCAUCACCAGGUGCUUUGUCCUUUUGUACCCUAGUUGUACCGUCUCUUGGGUUGGUUGUAGCAAUAACAUGUUUUGGCUGUUGAGAGCUCUUGAACUCAGUCAUUAUCCCUGGGAACUAAAAAGAGUCAGUUCAGAAUCCAACUUAACUGAAAUUUGCCCCACAUGGUGCAGAAGUCUGGUUUGGUUUUGCUUUUGCCCCCCAGUUCCCUGCCGUUAAGGUCGGGUGGAUUACGGUGUGCACUGCGCAGGCUUUCUGCGUCACUUGCGGGUUCGCGAGGACUGACGCUGUUGACCCCGUGUCCCCUUCUCCUGAGCCCUUCGUGUUUCUUUGCCUCUACUCUUCUAUACUGCAGGUUUUUUCUCACUUAUUGUACAAAGAAAUUGCGAUGUAUAUUUUCAUGUAAUUUGAUUUUGGAAUUCUGUCACCUUAUGUAGUGAGUUCUUCCAAAAUACAAUUUUUUUCCAAUAAUUGUCAAGUUGUUGGCUUUUAUUGUAUUGAAUGAAGGUUAUAAUACUGAAUGCCAGAGAAAUGCAGUUUAGAAAAAUCUCAGGUUGAUUCCUUAUGCAAACAGACUUAUACUUGAAAAUCCCAUGGCCGUGGCAGUGGAUGUAUUGGGCUCUAUCUAGGUUCUUAUGUGGAUCUCAAAGCACUACAGGGGUGUGAAUGCUUUGCUGUUUGACAUAUAGAUUCUGUCACUGACAUAGUGCACUUGGAUUUUAUUAAUGUUUGAGCAUAAGCAUAUUUCAUAUCAUGUUUUCUAAAACAGCUUCAGGAAAUGAUGAAGUGAAUGUGUGCAGUGUUAACGGCAGGCCCAGGUUCCUCUAUGUUGGGUGUGAGGUUGGGAUUGGGAAGUAGUAGUUGGCCUGUAAGAGACAGAACUCGAGACGGUACCAGAUGGGACACAAUUCUGUGAGAAUUGGUGCGUCUCUGCUCUGUGGGGCUUGGAGAGACGCUUUGGCAGAGAGUGAAGGGAUCCCUAUGAGUAGCCCCAUCCUCUGUGGACUCUGCAGGUCCUUUUUGAAGCAGAAGUAAAAUGGUUGAGGAUGUAGACACAGUAGAGAGUGAUUUUUCUAAACACCUAUCUGUUCCCCACUCUGAAGCAUUAUAAAAUCCCAUACAUGUGUAAUUGCUGAGUGUGAAAAUUGUUUGAUUUGAUUUACUGCAGCCAGUUUUCUUCGAGAACUUCAUUUGGGACUCCCCCCCCCCCCCCCCCCCCCCGCCAAAUUCUAAAACUUGUUGCCCCAAAGUGCUGGUAGUGCACACGCGCCUGGGAUUUGAAUGCAGUCCCUCUUACUCUUACAUCAGAAACUGUCCACAUGGUGGCUGCUUGUGGCAGAAUGGAGUCUGAACUUUGCUCUCCCGUUGCUGUGAUUCUGCUAGUGAUCUGUCAAGUUAAAACCUGGGACUUGACUCUUCAGGGAGCGGCAAAUGACCUAGUAACUCAGGGACAACUCUUACUGAACUUUAAGUGCCACUUAAAUGCAGGUACCUUGGAGUAACCAUGUGUGUCUUGGGGCUAGAUCCUGGGGAGUCAGAGGGGGAGCCAGGAACGAGGGCCCCUCCCUUCCCGCUCUUUUCCACCGGGCGCCCUGGCGUGCUGCAUGUGGACACACAGGCUUGGGGGUGGGGGGGGUUGUGUGGGACUUCUUCGCUGCCAGGGGCAUCACCUGUGCCUUUCCCUGUGUUCAUCUGACAGUGUGAACUUAGCGCCUCCAUAUUUGAUAUUAAACCACUCUCAGGUGACACUGAUCCAGGUGGCUUUUGCCUCAUCACUAGUGUGAGGUGAGUCCUCUCUGUUCUAGGAAAAGGAUUCUUCUCCCUAACUCUGUGCCAACUGUCAACAACAUCUACACGGUCUUAUGGGUUUUAGGACUGUUGGCUAUUUCCUAAAUUGAUUCCAAGUUCUGGUAAAGGCUUCCAGAUUUCAGUCUGUGCUCAUACGGGAUGUAUGAUCUCAGUGGCUUUCUGGCCUCCUUCUGUGAGUUUAAAAUCCACGAGAGAUUGGUUCCCUUGUCAUUACGAGGCACUCUCUCUGUGAGGGUAUUCCACGCGUUCUGUGAUCACGUGGGUGUCCUGGUACCCUUAAUGGCCUUCAUUCUUGGUUGUGAAAUUUUAUUUCAUAUGCUCACCACCCUCUACGAAUCUGCACACUUGGGGUUGUGGUGCUUGUGGACCUAUUUUUGCCCGUCUGGUCUCCAGUUGGUGGAAUUGCCUUCUUUGUACUGCCACUUCUCAGCAUCUCUGAAAUCUGACAUAAUGUUGCGUCAUUCCAGUUUUUUGUUGUUUUUUUUGUUUUUCUUUUUUUUUUUUUAGUUCUGUAACUUGUUGAUUGUAUUUAACUAUGUGAGUUCUGUUGUGAUGUUUGCUGUAUUGUAAAGCACCUCCAUCGUGUGGUGGAUGCUGUGUAAAUCAAUAAAUGAUCACUUAGA
Lynx canadensis (Canada lynx) is the source of this 3660-nucleotide messenger RNA. It is a transcript of the gene UBE2G1, whose product is annotated as ubiquitin conjugating enzyme E2 G1. Gene Ontology annotation, molecular function: ubiquitin conjugating enzyme activity. Gene Ontology annotation, biological process: protein polyubiquitination; proteasome-mediated ubiquitin-dependent protein catabolic process. The transcript is spliced from 6 exons. The record is from RefSeq and is a predicted model, not a curated record. Bases 43 to 558 code for a protein of 171 amino acids. NCBI's taxonomy places the organism in Eukaryota, Metazoa, Chordata, Mammalia, Carnivora, Felidae.